This is a messenger RNA of Lemur catta (Ring-tailed lemur), 1531 nucleotides long. RefSeq names its product leucine rich repeat containing 34 (gene LRRC34). The record is from RefSeq and is a predicted model, not a curated record. Lineage: Eukaryota; Metazoa; Chordata; Mammalia; Primates; Lemuridae. Bases 48 to 1355 code for a protein of 435 amino acids. The transcript is spliced from 11 exons. Gene Ontology annotation, molecular function: protein binding.
GGUCGCCUUGGCAACGCGGCGGCCGCGGCCUGCGGAGCGAGCGGAGCAUGAGCAGCAGCGAGGAGGGGGCGGCCCCGGCCCCCGCGGUGCGGCGCGCUCCAGAAUCUAUUGCCGGUCUCCAGGAAGAUUAUUCUAAUUUGUGUAUGGAAAAAUCCCAGAAAAUUAAUCUUUUUAUAUCGCAUAUACUCCAAGAAGUGGAUGAAAAAGUUAAAAAGGGACUAGAAGAAGAAAUAACAUUAACCAUUGCUGGUAACAAUCGCUUAGUGCCAGUAGAAAGAGUAACAGGCGAAGAUUUUUGGAUUCUUUCCAGAAUUUUAAAGAAACAUCUAUAUAUUAAUGGUUUGGAUGUUAGAUAUAACCUCCUAAGUGAUGAUGGUGCAUACUAUGCUGCAAAACUGCUUCAGAAGCAACUUAAUCUCAUUUAUUUAAACCUUAUGUUUAAUGAUAUUGGGCCUGAAGGUGGAAAGUUGAUUGCUAAAGCACUACAUAAGAAUACAACUCUGAAAUACCUAAGAAUGACUGGAAACAAGAUUGAAAAUAAGGGUGGAAUGUUUUUUGCUUCAAUGCUGCAAAUUAAUUCAUCCUUACAGAAAUUAGAUCUGAGUGAUUGUGAUCUGGGGAUGCAGAGUCUGAUAGCAUUUGCUACAGUACUAACCCAAAACCAAGCAAUUAAGGGAAUACAUCUUAACCGACCUAUACUGUAUGGAGAACAGGAAGAGUCCACAGUCCAUCUAGGCUACAUGUUGAAAGAAAACCACUGCCUUGUUGAACUACACAUGUGUAAGCAUGGCAUAAAAAACUGUGGUUUACAACAGCUGUGUAAUGCACUGUAUCUGAACACUACUCUGCGUUACCUGGAUGUCAGCUGCAAUAAAAUAACUUGUGAUGGAAUAGAGUAUUUGGCUGAGGUACUGAAAAGCAACACUACCUUGGAAGUAUUAGAUCUUUCUUUCAACAGAAUAGAAAAUGCAGGAGCAAACUAUCUCAGUGAAACUCUUACUUCACACAACAGGAGUCUUAAAGCGUUGUCAGUAGUGAGCAACAACAUAGAGGGAGAAGGACUUGUUGCACUUUCAAAAUCAAUGAAAACAAAUCCCAUAUUCUCUAAUAUCUACAUUUGGGGAAACAAAUUUGAUGAGGCUACAUGUGUAGCAUAUUCAGAGUUAAUUCAAAUGGGCUGUCUAAAACCAGAUAAUACAGAUGUGGAGCCUUUUGUGGUGGAUGGACACGUGCAUCUUUCAGAGGUCUCCAAUGGCCUUAAAAAGCAUUAUUAUUGGACACCAGCUUAUGGAGAAGCUUAUGGUCCCUCAUCUAAUGCAGGUUUUGCUCUUACUCAAGUAGGUCAACAUAUAUGAAAAAGAAGCUUUAAGAUAAUUUUCGUACAUUUAUCUUAGUAUUUUCAGAGAUUAAUAUUUAAAUUAAAUUUGCCUAUUAAAGCCUACUAAAUGUUUUCUUUCAUAAAUUAAAACAAGUUACUUUUUUCAAAUGUGUAAAAGAUAAUGCCUGUAUUAAACUUUGUAUAAUCCUCUAU